UCUUGGCUUAUACAUACGCAAUCUGGGAUAAUUAUUGACAUCAAUAUUUCGGCAGAAACUUGCCACCUGAUUACGGUCGUAUCCAAGCAGCAGAGGAAACAAACAAACCGGAGACCUCUUGUCCUUAGGCAUUUCAAGGAGCGAAAGAUGGCCUCAAACUCAACCUUCACCCCUACAUCUCUAACCCUGACCUCCAAAAUCCCCCGAAAUGAGAACACGGUAACGCCAGGGCCCAAUGAAGAAUACAACACGGUGCUGAUCGUCAUCUACACGCUGGUUCUGCUCAUUGGCGCCACCAGCCUGAGUCUGACAAUACUCAUCAUAAAGUUCAGGACGGCGUCCACCACGUCCAUCGCGGUGCUCAAUCUUGUCUUCGCCCACUUCCUGUUCCUCCUCACCGUGCCGUUCCGGAUCUAUUAUUACGCGACUCAGCAAUGGAGCCUCGGCUUAGGCUGGUGCAAAGUGGUCAGCAGCAUGAUCCACAUCCACAUGUACAUGUCUUUCAGCCUCUACGUGGUCAUCCUGGUCACGCGCCUGCUGGCGUUCUACGGCAGGCGUGGGCCGAUGGCGUCCCCGCCGAGGAUUUGCGCACUGGCUGCCAGCGUCGUGGUGUGGAUUCUGGUGUUUGUCUGCGUCAUUUGCAUCAUCUGUUUCGUUUACGGUAAAAAUACAGACUCUGACAGCUUGGCUCACUGCUUCAGAUUUGGCAAAAAGAUAAACACCACUGCCAAGGUGAUCAACUACAUCAUCAGUACUUUGUUCAUAACGGUCACCAUCGUGCUCUGCGGCCUCCAAGUCAACAUCCUGUGGCUUUUAUACAGGAAGCACCACCAGUUUUGCACUUCCCAGCAGGACUUUGGCGCUCAGCUGAAGAGCCUGUGCUUCGUCAUCAUCAUGGUGGUGUGCUUCAUCCCCUACCACAUAUUUCGAUUCUAUUACUUGGAGAACCUUAGGCUGCAGGAUUUUAAUGAGCUGUUUCUGAGUUUGACCACCUUUAACUGUUUGGACAUGCUCACCCUGUUGGGAAGGAGGACAUGCUCCUUGUGCUUGCCGGCAAGGGCAAUUUAAACCAUUUACUCAGUUGGUCCAAAUACGACCACUCUUUCUUGGCACCUUAUCCCCACAUUCGGUUUAUAAAUCCUAACUUUUUUCCAGCAGGUCUCUAUGUUGUGGCUGCGUCUGUGUUGACAUCAAGAAAAGCUCUAUCUUGCUUUUUCCAUGUAUAAUAAUUAUGAUAAUGGUAACACUUUAGUGUGGGGAACAUAUUCUAAGUAACAGAGACUUAAUUUAGAGUUAUUUGGACACUAGGGGAACAGGUUAG
Molecule: messenger RNA, 1321 nt
Organism: Entelurus aequoreus (snake pipefish)
Lineage: Eukaryota; Metazoa; Chordata; Actinopteri; Syngnathiformes; Syngnathidae
Gene: gpr141
Product: probable G-protein coupled receptor 141
Exons: 2
Coding region: 148-1068 (306 amino acids)
Biological process (GO): G protein-coupled receptor signaling pathway
Cellular component (GO): membrane
Molecular function (GO): G protein-coupled receptor activity; oxysterol binding
Source: RefSeq, a predicted model, not a curated record